AUGCCGCCGCACGGGCUGUUCGCUCGCUACAGCUACUCCUACAGUGGCGCGGACGCGUGGAACAGGGAGUACCGACUCUCAUUAGACAGGCUUGAUCAGCCAAAGCCCCUCUUUUAUGCCCAGUUUGCGUUCAGCGUUCUGACACUGGCUGCCCUAAUCUGCGGAACUAUCUGGGCAUGUACGAUCCGCAACCAUGGCGGUGCGAUGAAGGGCAUGCUCACUUCUCUGAUUACCUGGCUCAUUGCGAUGGUUUUGAUUGUCAUUGAAGAGUCUUUCUUCCUGGCUGGCGUCACAGUCACCCAGUACUAUCUGAUCGACUUGUUCCUCUAUGACUUCUUCCUCUCGUUCAACGAAUGCAUGCUCAUCUUCGUCUUCUACAACGUCAUACACAAGCUACUCGACCAUCUGACCGACUCAGGAAGACCAUACGCUGCCGUUGUCAUCAUCCACGGGAUCGCUCUGGCCUUCGCGGUGGCGCUGGCUAUUGCCUCGUGGGCCUUGUAUGUCGGAUACAGGGUGGCGUACGUGCAAGGCUCAAGCUUGUAUAAUCUUGGAACAAUCUACAAUAAGGUGGCAAGUGCGCAAGCGAUCUUUUUCUGGAUACUUUCACUGGAAAUCCUCGCCUGGUCCAUUUUUGCGACGAUCAAGGCUGGAACCCAUCGCUUUGUCUCGAGAAUGCCCGCUGUCGCCCUCAUAAUUGGCAGCGUCUUCUGGUUCGCCCUAAACAUGAUGUGGGCGGUCCUCGCCAUGCAUUACUGGCUUCCGGCUCGCUGGUAUACUCCGCUGUAUCUGCCAACCCUCGAGACUGUCUUCCAGUUCGUCUGCUGUGUCGGUAUUUACGUGGGCCUUCUCACCUGCUGCAUGAAGUGGAGCAAAGUCGGCGGAGAAAAUGACAAGCCCGUGCCUUCGCAAUAUGCUGUGCCUGCAAGCUAUCCGAUGUACCCGGCACAUACGACUUAUCCCCAUUUCCCACAGUCCUCUCAGCAGUAUCCUCCGCAUAUGCAGCAGACCCAGGGUCAGCAGUUUUAUCAACAGCCUGCGCACCAACCCCAGCAACAGAUGCCAUAG
Molecule: messenger RNA, 1068 nt
Organism: Penicillium maclennaniae
Lineage: Eukaryota; Fungi; Ascomycota; Eurotiomycetes; Eurotiales; Aspergillaceae
Exons: 3
Coding region: 1-1068 (355 amino acids)
Source: RefSeq, a predicted model, not a curated record